Cucumis sativus (cucumber) is the source of this 1970-nucleotide messenger RNA. Its product is annotated as retrovirus-related Pol polyprotein from transposon TNT 1-94. Bases 229 to 1635 code for a protein of 468 amino acids. The transcript is spliced from 4 exons. Lineage: Eukaryota; Viridiplantae; Streptophyta; Magnoliopsida; Cucurbitales; Cucurbitaceae. The record is from RefSeq and is a predicted model, not a curated record. Gene Ontology annotation, biological process: regulation of DNA-templated transcription. Gene Ontology annotation, molecular function: zinc ion binding; DNA binding.
UCCAGUAACCCGAGUUCAAAUCUCGGUGGAACCUUCUCUUUUUUUUUCCGCGCGUACAUAAUUUCGUCAACCGCCGUGGCCGUCCAAAGCCGAAGCCAAUGGAAUUCCCACAACAAAUUAAAUCCGACGGCUAUUCACAAACUGAUUGUUCUUCACCACGAUACGGCCGGCGGCGUUCCUCUCCUGAGGUCUUCUUUUCUUCUACUUUCAGUUUUGUUUCUUAGAAAGAUGAACGACGAGACCCGACGGAGAAUCGAGGAAAACGUGAUUGAGGUAUUGAAGAAAUCGAGCAUGGAAGAUACGACGGAGUUUAAAGUUAGAAGCCAGGUCGAAGAACGGCUUGGAAUCGAUCUUUCUAAUAAACAAUGCAAGUUGCUGGUGAGGAACGUGGUAGAGAGCUUUUUGCUUUCAAUGUCGGAGCGGGUGUGUAUGGGGAAAGAGGAUGAGCCAGGACCUAGUGUUCGUUACGAGAAUAAAGCGGUGGAGCAGAAGAUAGUACCAAAGAAGGAGUUCAACGAUGAUGGAGACCUUUUGAUUUGCCGGCUAUCUAAUAACAGGAGUGUGACAAUUCAUAAAUUUAAAGGGGCACCUAUGGUAUCAGUUAGGCAGUAUUAUGAAAAAGAUGGAAAACAGCUUCCAACUCUAAAAGGAAUCAGCAUGCCAACUGAGCAAUGGUCAGUCUUUAAGAGUAAUAUUCCUGCUAUAGCGGAAGCUAUUUUGCAGAUGAAAAGAAAUAAAAGAUCUGAACAUGAUGCUGAAAAAAUUGGUGCCUUCUCAAAUCCAACAACUAGAGUAACUUCUCCAAAAUAUCCAAUUGAAACUAUUCGAUUUGAUGGAAAAAACUACAAUGCAUGGGCACAUCAGAUGGAGCUUUUGCUGCAGGACUUAAAGAUUGCUUAUGUUCUUUCUAAUCAAUGUCCGACUGCCGUGCUUGGGGAAGAAUCAAGCUCUGGAAAUGCUGCGCAAUCCAAGGCUGCUGAACAGAAAUGGAUGAGGGAUGACCACAUGUGUCGCCGCAACAUUCUUAACUCCCUCUCCGACAGGCUUUUUAAUGAAUAUUCGAAAAAAACAAUGAGUGCUAGUGAACUUUGGAAGGAGCUAAAAUUGCUUUAUCUUUUGGAGGAGUUUGGGACCAAGAGAUCUCAAGUCAAAAAGUAUCUAGAAUUCAAAAUGGUUGAGGAGAAGUCAAUAUUGGAGCAAGUUGAAGAACUUAAUCACAUUGCUGAUUCUAUUGGUUCUUCUGGAACGGUUAUCGAUGAGGAUUUUCAUGUUAGCGCAAUUAUCUCAAAGCUUCCACUUUCUUGGAAGAAUGUCUGGGUGAACUUAAUGCAUGAGCAGUAUCUUCCCCUUCGGAAAUUGACAGAUCGAUUGAGAAUUGAAGAACAAUUACGUACACAAAAAAAUUCACGUCUCUCAGGAGUGUCUUCUUCUCCUACUCCAAGAGGCCAACAUCAUGCUGCAAAUCACCCAUCAAAGAUGGGAGACCCAAAGCCUGUAACCGUACCACUGAGAAAAAAGGAAUGUCAAAAGGAGGUCAAAACUUUACUCUGCUUGGAUUGCGGCAAGGAAGGGCACACAUCUCCAAAUUGUCCAACUAAGAAAGUCAACAAUGAAGUACCUCGGCAAAGAACAUAGCACAUUCUUACCCAGGUAAAUAGAUCUGACUUCUGAAGGUGAAAAUAAUAAAUUCACCAUUUAGAUGCUAUAGUUCUUGAUUCAUAUAUCCUUUCAAAAUAUGGAACCCAAUAGUCAUUUUGAAAUUUUGAACGAUCUUAAAAGACUCGGAAACUAUCAAUGAGCAUAGUUGAGGCUCUAUUCCAUGUAUAUGUGUAUAACUGAUAUUCUUGCUGAGUGUAACUCAAUUCCUUAGAAUAGUAUAUGUUCUCAUACGCCUUCUUGAAGCUCAAGUGAAUUGUAACAUGUUCAGCACCUUCCUGUAUGAUUUUAAUCGAAUCUAGGUUGAUAGCUUA